Messenger RNA from Puma concolor (puma), 1257 nucleotides. NCBI's taxonomy places the organism in Eukaryota, Metazoa, Chordata, Mammalia, Carnivora, Felidae. The record is from RefSeq and is a predicted model, not a curated record.
AUGAAUGGAGCCUUAGUCCAGAACUGCAGUCAUCAGUCUGUUGGUGGUGUGAGAAAUUUUGAUGAUGCAGGGAAUAGGAACAAUAUAUUAAGGAACAAAAUCCUUGACUGGGCAGAUAAUAAAACGAAGAUUCAGGGUGGUGAUUCCACUGAAGCAACUGCCAAACCAAAGAGAAGCUUUUAUGCUGCGAGGGAUUUGUACAAAUACCGACAUCAGUACCCACAGAACUUCAAAGAUAUCCGAUAUCAAAAUGACUUGAGCAAUCUUCGUUUUUAUAAGAAUAAAAUUCCUUUUAAGCCAGAUGGUGUUUACAUUGAAGAAGUUCUAAAUAAGUGGAAAGGAGAUUAUGAAAAGCUGGAGCACAACCACACUUACAUUCAAUGGCUUUUCCCCCUGAGAGAACAAGGCUUGAAUUUUUAUGCUAAAGAAUUAACUACAUAUGAAAUUGAGGAAUUCAAAAAAACGAAAGAAGCAAUUAAAAGAUUCCUCCUGGCUUAUAAGAUGAUGUUAGAAUUUUUUGGAAUAAAACUGGUUGAUAAAACUGGAAAUGUUGCUCGUGCUGUUAACUGGCAGGAAAGAUUUCAGCAUCUGAAUGAGUCCCAGCACAACUAUUUACGAAUCACUCGUAUUCUCAAAAGCCUUGGUGAGCUUGGAUAUGAAAGUUUUAAAUCUCCUCUUGUAAAAUUUAUUCUUCAUGAAGCUCUUGUAGAAAACACUAUUCCCAAUAUUAAACAGAGUGCUCUGGAGUAUUUUGUUUAUACAAUUAGAGACAGGAGAGAGAGGAGAAAGCUCCUACGGUUUGCCCAGAAACAUUACACGCCUUCAGAGAAUUUUAUCUGGGGACCGCCAAGGAAAGAACAGUCAGAGGGAAGCAAAGCCCAGAAAAUGCCUGCCCCUCCCACCUCUGGUCAUAUCAGUCAAACUUCUAUGCACAAAAAAUCCAAGGACUCUAAAAAUUCCUCCUCAGCUAUUCAUUUGAAUAGCAAAACAGCUGAAGAAAAAAAAGCGGCACCUGGAGGGGCUGGAGAAGAGGCAGACAGGCCUAGCACAGAGCCCAGCAGUGAAGCCACCAAGUCAAAGACAGAGGACGGUAAUGCUGAAAAUUCAAAUUCUCAACUGGAAAAAGCAGUCAGCCAUCCUACAGAGAGGAAGGAAAUUGCAAUUCCUCCUGAAAAAGAUGAAGAGGGUGAAAAUCACAACAAAGACUGUGAAAAUCCUGGAAAUACAGGCUCCCCUGAUGAUGUACCAUUACAGUGA